Lepisosteus oculatus (spotted gar) is the source of this 2602-nucleotide messenger RNA. RefSeq names its product b(0,+)-type amino acid transporter 1-like. Gene Ontology annotation, cellular component: membrane. The record is from RefSeq and is a predicted model, not a curated record. Gene Ontology annotation, biological process: amino acid transmembrane transport. NCBI's taxonomy places the organism in Eukaryota, Metazoa, Chordata, Actinopteri, Semionotiformes, Lepisosteidae. Gene Ontology annotation, molecular function: L-amino acid transmembrane transporter activity.
CCAGACCUCAUAUACAUUGGUCUUACAUUAGUUUACUUUGCAAACAAGUUUCCUAUUCCUUUAAAUUGUGAAGAUUAAACAAAGAUAUGGAUACCAACAGAAAUAAGCAAGAUAUGGAAGGUUCUACAUCAACCUACACAUCUUCAGGGAUCAAUGAGAAGGUGCAGACAUUCAGCCUGAAACGGGAGGUGGGUUUGGUCAGUGCCGUGUCCCUGAUAGCGGGCACGAUGAUCGGAUCAGGAAUUUUCAUGUCCCCCCAGUGGGUGCUGUACAAUAUCGGAAGUCCAGGAGGAAGCUUGGUGAUCUGGGCAGCGUGUGGUGUCCUGGCUAUGCUGGGGUCUCUCUGCUAUGCAGAGCUGGGGACUGUCAUUCGGGAAUCGGGAGGGGAGUACAUCUAUAUUCUCCGGACGUCAGGGCCUCUGCCAGCCUUCCUUCUCGCCUUCACCGCCACGUUUGCAGUGAGGCCAGCCAGCAUUACAGGAAUAUCCCUGAGCUUUGCAGAGUACGCUGUGGCCCCCUUUUAUCAGGGCUGCUACCCACCUCAGCUGGUGGUCAAGAGUGUGGCUGCUGCCUGUAUACUGACACUAGCAAUUGUGAACUGCCUCAAUGUUCGGUUCUCAAUGUCCAUCCAAGUCAUCUUCACAGUGGCCAAGGUGCUGGCCCUGUUGGUGAUCGUGAUCGGAGGAGUGCUGCUGCUCUUUAGAGGACACACAGACAGCUUCCACAAGGCAUUUGAAGGCACAAUAGUUGGUAUGAACCCCAUAGGAAAGGCUUUUUAUCAAGGUCUGUGGUCCUAUGAUGGGUGGAACAAUCUGAAUUAUGUAAUCGAGGAACUGAAACGCCCUGAGGUGAAUCUGCCACGAGCUAUGAUAUUAGCCGUCCCCAUGGUAACAGUGCUCUACCUGCUGGUAAAUGUCAGCUACCUGGCUGCCAUGACUCCCAGAGAACUCAUGUCUUCCAACGCUGUGGCUGUCACAUGGGGGACCAAAGUGCUCGGCAGCUGGGCUUGGCUGAUGUCAGUGGCUGCUGCGCUGUCUGCUUUUGGAUGUCUCAACGGGAGUCUCUUCAGUGGAGGCCGAGUGUGCUUUGUGACAGCAAGAGAAGGACAUAUGCCGGACAUCCUGGCGAUGGCUCACGCCCGACGCCUGACUCCUUCCCCUGCUAUCAUUUUUAACACAGUGAUAGCAUUAGUGGUGCUGAUACCUGGAGAUUUUCAGAGCAUCGUUAACUAUACCAGCUUCAUGGGCUGGAUCUUUAAUGGGACAACACUGGCCGGACUUCUGUAUUUAAAGAUUAAAAAACAGAACAUCCACAGUACUUACAAGGUCCCAUUUAUCAUUCCAGUCGUGAUGUUAAUUGCUGCAGUCCUUCUGGUCUUGGCCCCAAUCGUUGACAAUCCUCAAAUUGAAUACCUGUAUGUCAGCCUUUUCAUUAUCGUUGGUAUUCUCAUCUAUAUUCCUUUUAUACACUUCAAGCUUUUUCCAGGAGUUUUUAAUAAAGCAACUGUGGUUUUACAGCUUUUCCUUGAAGUUGCCCCCGUUGACAAAAAUAUAUAGUAGAUGUUGCUGUACUACAGUUCAUCAACAGGCCAGUCAGAUGUGUAACACCACUCCAUGACAUCCUGAGAUAAUAUAUGGACAGUCUGCUCCUCACAUUUAUGACAAACCUGUAGCAGGGAUUCUAGUAAACCUGAGGAGUUAGGUGUCUCUUCAUUUUACAGGAGUAGGGUCCUCCACCAAAGUAGCUACUCUGGAACCAGGAACCAGGAAGUUCCCUGAAAUAGGCCGUGGGGAGCAUUGACCUGUUCAUAGACUAUAAAAAUCAUAUUGAUUAAUCAUUAGGAGACUGACAGUCUGACCCAACAUCCUAGAGUUGAAACAGAGAAAUGGAUGUUAAGUCCAAUAUAGUACCUGCUUAUGGUCUACGUAUGGAUAGCUGAAGCUGAUGUUUCUCAGAAGUGUCCAGUUUCUGUGCUUAUCAAUGUCUUAUCAACUCUGGGGUAAGGUUUAGGGCGACCUUGUCUUGAGACAGAGAGACCGCCUCAGCCAGUUGUGCAGCUGGAGUCUGGUAUAAAUUCUGGGCAUCAGGAAGUAUUUUCUGGGGAAGUCAUCCUGUAGUUGAAGGGGUUUGACCUAUUGAACAGAAGCUGUUUUUGCAAACAUGUUACUGUGAGGAGCCAUGAGGUGAACUGUGAACCAUCAUCACUAUAACUCCUAUAAAAUGAGAUGAUUUGAGAUGACACUGCAGCAUGGCCAAACUGGAUGAUACUGAUCAUCCAGGUGGAUAGGGUACAAUUUUAGCAAUGGAUGAUGUGAUGAAGUCAAAAGGAGUGCUGUGUUAGUUGUUUACACUCCCUUCCGGGAUGGUUACAAAGCCCUCCCCCGACCUUUUUUCGGCAAAUCUUUUAAAAAAUUCAAACCACACAAGGCUCCUGGCCCUGAUGCUAUCCCUGGCCUUGUUCUGAAGGCAUGUGCAGACGAGCUGGCAGAUGUCUUCUCAGACAUAUUCAAUCUUUCUCUAGCUUAGUCUAUAGUUCCUUCCUGCUUUAAGAAAACCACCAUCGUCUCAGUCCCUAAGAAACCCAGAGUCAGCUGCACUCACA